Messenger RNA from Naumovozyma dairenensis CBS 421, 801 nucleotides. It is a transcript of the gene TRI1, whose product is annotated as Tri1p. The record is from RefSeq and is a predicted model, not a curated record. Gene Ontology annotation, cellular component: RNA polymerase I upstream activating factor complex; nucleus. NCBI's taxonomy places the organism in Eukaryota, Fungi, Ascomycota, Saccharomycetes, Saccharomycetales, Saccharomycetaceae. The coding region runs from base 1 to 801 and encodes 266 amino acids. Gene Ontology annotation, biological process: nucleolar large rRNA transcription by RNA polymerase I; transcription initiation at RNA polymerase I promoter. Gene Ontology annotation, molecular function: RNA polymerase I cis-regulatory region sequence-specific DNA binding. The transcript has a single exon.
AUGAAAAUGUCAGAUUUAGAAAAAUAUAUCCCGAUGAUAGACGCCAUUCUUAGUGCGUCUAAUCCAGAUGAAGUGAGUCCUAAGAAGAUUCGUCGAGCCAUUCAAGAAUUGUUUGCUGUUGAUUUAGACCCUCGAAGGAAAGCUUUCAACGAAUUGAUUAUUAAUAGAUUUAAUUAUAUGCAAGACCAUCCUAAGGAUGAAGCUAAAACGUUAUCCAUUGUAAGCUCUUCAUCAGCGAUAACGGCGCCCUCAAGUACAGUAGAUAAUGGUUCUGUUGAUGAUGAUACGAGAUCUAGUAAAGAUAAGAAGAAUAAAAAGAAGAAGGAGAAAAGUAAGAUACCGAAAGUGAAGAAAUCUGUGGAACAAAUUGAUAAAGAUCAUGAGUUGGCAAUGAAGUUACAGGAAGAAGGAGAUUCCGAUCGACUUCGUAAACGAUCAAGAUCUAUGACGCAGAGUAAAGAAUCUAGCCCUGUAAAGAUAAAGAAGAAAUCAAUCAAGAAGAAAUCUGGUGAAAAUGGAAAGGCGAGAGGAUUAUCUGCACAUAAGGUAAUUUUAAGUGGACCAUUGAGUGAACUUUUGGGUGGAGAAAAGGAACUUGCACGAACUCAAGUUGUGAAACAAGUGUGGAAUUAUAUUAAAGAAAAUAAACUACAAAAUCCAAAUGAUCGUAGAGAAAUAUUAUGUGAUUCAAACAUGGAACCUAUAUUUGGUAAAAAGAUGACGAUGUUCUCAAUGAAUAAAAUUUUAUCUAAUCAUCUAUUUAAUCCUGAAGAAUUAGUUAAUGAAGGACGUGAGGAAUAA